UUCGAUGCGACAACAAGCACCCGGGCCGCAAGUAGCUUAGUUUAGUCGGUUGCGCCCGCGCGCGCUUUUUUUGUCUCGAGGAAAUUGAAAAAUUCGCGACCCGCGAUAAACUGCUUUGGCUGCCGGUGAAGGUCAGGAUUGAAUUUUUUUUCGGAUUUCUUUCCUUAAAAAGUAAGAGAGGCUGUGAUAAGACCCGAGAAGGUCAGUCGGCGGAAUGCUUGUCGAUGAUUGAUGGAGAUGGUGUUUAGGGGCUGGGGGUUUGUGAAAAAAAAAACGGUUUUCUAUCGUAGGAAUACAGUCCUGCCAAGUUCAUACAAGUGAUUGAUGGUUUCGGCCGACGCAAGUGAUGUGAAAUGAUCUGAGCUAAAUUUGCAGAUAAUUAUUUCAGAGGGGAAUUUUUCUAGUGCGCAGCGACCAACACAAAGUCAUUUCGGGGUUUAGUGUCAGCACUGUCGGCAACUAUUCGUUUUGGCAGAUGACACUCAACCGAGUACGUUUCGGUGCGAUGGGAUGCAAACAUCCGUCCGUCGCCGGACGCCAACGACAAUUCGCAAAACAAGUGAGAAGCUGUUCCAUGCCGUAAGGAUCAACAACCACAGCUAUCAUAUAUGUUCAAACGAAAAUCUCCGAAUUCUGAAAGACGGCAGCAGACGCCAGUAUAAAAACCCGAGAAGAAUAACCGUUAGAAGAAAUUUUCAUUUCCAUAAGAAAACCGAUUUGUGAUGUCAGCGUCGUCUACUACAAGUGUACAAGUUACUAAGUCGUCGAGGUGAAGGCAUCUCGUCAUUACCGUGGGGGGAAAUGGCAGCCACAGCUUCUAAACAGAGCAAUUUUAUGCCGUUAUGCUCCCGUGAAAAUGACACCGACUGAAGAAAAUUUCUCGAUGGCGGCGACGAACGCGCAACCGUAAUUUUGGUUAAUCUCAAAUAAGAAUCUACGAGCGACGAAAAGUGCCAAAGUCAGGCGGUCAGUGCCCAAACAAAAUUGAAAACCAACCCUCCCGGCAACGUUCCAGUUUAUCAUCAGAAGAGCAAAAAAAAAAGUUCACCAUAAAACACGGGUGCGGAAAAUUAACCAAUUAAGAAUCCUGUUCGACAAAUGUGUAUAUUAGACCGCAAUCAGUUAUAGAGUCCCCCAGACAUCUGUAAGGGAGGAAACAGUUUCCUGCUACAUACCUACUUCUACAUACUAGUUGCGGAUCCAUUGAAUGUGAAUUGCAAUCGUUUCUAAUUGCUGCAUCGAGUCGACGAAUGUAAAUCAUGUGUCAGCACAAGUGUUGCAGCUCCUACUCGAACUACUCCAAUCGAUGGCGGCGAUGUAGUGCUGUUGGAAAAGCGUUGCUGCUUCUACCGAUGCUGUUGUGCAUUUUGGAUCUGACCGAUGGACUUUAUCAACCGACCCAGUGGGCAGCAAAGCCUCCACAAAAACCACCGGAACCGUACUUCGUGACCUCGGCAGCUAGGAAUUCAACGGUCCGCCAGGGUGAUCCGGCUUUCCUGAGCUGCAAGGUCGAACAGCUGGGAUCCUACUCGGUGUCCUGGAUUCGAACCCGGGAUCUGCACAUCCUGAGCGUGGACCGAUACACCUAUACGGCCGAUCAGCGAUUCCAAGCAUUGCACAACAACGAAACAGACGAGUGGAUCCUCAACAUCAAAUGGACCGAAAGGAAAGAUACCGGCAUCUACGAGUGCCAAAUUUCGACGCUACCCGUGAAGAGCUUGGCGUUGUACUUAGUUGUACUAGAUGAAUCCGAACUCGUGCGAAGGCAGGAUGAUAUUCUGUACGAUCUACCGGUGCCAGCCAGUCUACCGAGUGCACUCAGCAUAGGGAACAGUGAUAUUUACAACCGCAUGUACGCAGACCGAGAUUAUUUAUAUCUUGCUGCCACAACACAGAUCCUUGAAGGCACGAUGGUAUACGGAUAUAAGGGAGAAAAUUUGAACCUCACUUGCAUUAUAAAUCACAACUACGACCGAAGGCCAAGUCACGUGAUUUGGUAUCACCAAAACGAUAUUGUCGCUUACGAAUCGUUACGUAAACGGGAAAAAUCCCCGCUGAAUAGCAUCACGGUCGUUCACUUGAUACGAAACGUUGACUUCGAUGACGCCGGGAACUAUACGUGCGCCCCGGAGUCCUACGGCAGUGCCAGCACUAUUGUCCAAAUUUUGGACGGAGAUGAACUACAGGAUGCGUCUCGUAAAAACACAGGAAAUAGAACCCUUACGAUAGCAUUAACUGAUACUUCUUGGCUACUGGCAUUGAGCCUUAAUGUUCUGAGUUUAUAUGCAUUUCUGUACAUUCAAGGGGCCGCUUGAUGAUGAUUAUGACUAAGCUCUUACGCAAUGAUUAAAUGUAAAUAAUUCAUCUUGUAAAUACUGCAAAUAAACGUAGCCUUAGCUUAAUUAAACGAUACACCAAAAUGCAACUAGAAAAUGAUUCAC
This is a messenger RNA of Uranotaenia lowii, 2441 nucleotides long. Its product is annotated as zwei Ig domain protein zig-8-like. Gene Ontology annotation, biological process: synapse organization. Gene Ontology annotation, cellular component: neuron projection membrane. NCBI's taxonomy places the organism in Eukaryota, Metazoa, Arthropoda, Insecta, Diptera, Culicidae. The transcript has 7 exons. The record is from RefSeq and is a predicted model, not a curated record. The coding region runs from base 1260 to 2315 and encodes 351 amino acids.